This is a messenger RNA of Penicillium argentinense, 1980 nucleotides long. RefSeq lists its product as uncharacterized. Bases 1 to 1980 code for a protein of 659 amino acids. The record is from RefSeq and is a predicted model, not a curated record. The transcript has a single exon. NCBI's taxonomy places the organism in Eukaryota, Fungi, Ascomycota, Eurotiomycetes, Eurotiales, Aspergillaceae.
AUGGCGGGCAAGAAACCUCGUCCGGCCUGCGUCGAGGACUUCGAUGAGGAUGAGGAUGACAUCGUACCCGAGAGCCGGCAGGUGGCCAAUACCGCGGCCAAAGUAGUGACCAGGUCUGAUCACAGAUUCCCAGCGGAGCCGCUGAUCGACGUCGCCAGUGACUCAGGAUAUUCUAGUCGCACCGCCGCCACGGCCAACAGCACCCAAUCUGGGCCGUCGGGCGGAAAAUCCCCUCCGGCCCCUCUUAAGCUGGACAUGCCCAAGCAGCGAGCCGACCUCGCCAGGAAAGGCUCAACUCGCCAGCACCGCAAGGACAAGGAACGCUCCCGGCCCAGCCACGACGAGAGUAUGCGGGUUGGUGCCUACCCGGGCCCCGCCCAAUAUCAUUCCUCUCACGUGCCCCGGUCGCCGUCCAAGUCUCGUCGACGAGAUCGACGCGACUCGACCAUCCGUCAAUACCACGACGUCGACUACCACUACGAAGGUGGUGCCCCCAUCUAUCAUCCCUCGUCGACCUCCAUCUCGACUCCCGUCGACCGCUUCCCGCCGGGCAUGGAGUAUGCUCCGCCGUACUCGUAUCUGGGCCGUCCGCCCAUGCCCGACUUUGGUCCCUCGUCACCACGCGGUCCGCCUCGUUGGGCUCAGGGCUACGAAGAGUACCACCGUCCCUCCAACCGAACCAGCCGGUCCAACUCGUACCGUCACUCCGGGGGCUACCAUCAUGACCGACCCAUGAGCAUGGGCAUCCACGAGAUGUCCUCCAUGGUGCCGCCUAUGUAUCCUCCGAGUUAUGGCUAUGAGCAAUAUGGCCCACCGCCCUCGAACUCGGCUUUCUACAGUUCAUCGCCGUAUGGACAGGGAUCCUACACGGGUGGCUAUGCUGGCUCGGAGUAUGGUGCUCCAUCGGAAUAUCCACGGGAACGAUCUCGAUCUCGACCUCCACGGGCUGACCGUGAGCCAUCUCGUUCUCGCCGUGCCUCGGUAUACGAGCGUCACCCAUUGGAUCAAGAGGUUUUCCAGGAUUUCGAGGAGAUGGAGCCCAUCGAGCGCUACUCUUCCCGCGAAAUACCUCGUGGACACAGCUCCAAGUAUAGCCAAGGCCGUGACGAGGACUAUUAUAAGAUGCCACCCCCACCAGCACCAGCACCAAAACCCAGGGCGGCCCCACAGAUCCACCAGGCCAAACGGCCCGACCCUCCUCGCAAAUCUCAGACGGUGCAAACCAUUCCCGCACGCCGAAGUUCUCGAGCGGCCGACCGCAUGGAUAUGUCGGAAAUCGCCAAUGCGUUGCCAGACUACGCCACUCGUCGUCUCUCCCGAGAGGCUGGUAUCAUGCCCGAGCGGAGCCAGAGUCUGCGUGACAGCAAGCGGUCCAGCUCUUACCACGACACUGGCCGUGGUGCCCGAGUAGCAGUCGAGAACUCCCGUCGACGUCGACCCGAUCGUUCGGAGCAGUACUACUACGAAGCUCGCACCAGCCAUGCGAGCUUGGAAGACCAAGAGCGAGGUAUUGAGGAAUAUCAGGCCGCCAAGUCGGGUCGAACACCCGGUCAAGCCGCACUACCCAUGUCAACGGAGUCACUCAUUCCGAUGAUGGCCAGCGGUGCAGGGAGCGACAACGGCAGCCAGAAGAGUCGGUCGAACAGUAGCCGCGGCAGUGGCAGCGGGACCGGCUCCAAGGCAGGCGCUGAUAAGAACAUCAGCCUCGUGAUGGAUGGCGUGCAACUUGGAUUCACCGAGGAGGCUGUCCAGGGCAAGUCGAUUAACAUCCGAAGUGGCGAUGCAGGCGGGUUCCACCUUAGCAUUGGUGGUAGCCGCAAGCAGAAGGCCUAUUUGCCUGCGGGCUCCUCUUACUCCGACCAUACGGGCACUGCAAGCCGUCGAGAGCUGGAAGAUGUCCGGCGCCCACGCGAUGAUCGCCGCUCGGAACGAUCUAGCCGGCGGGCUUCCCAGUCCACCUAUGGCCGGAAUCGAUUCUAA